This is a messenger RNA of Fundulus heteroclitus (mummichog), 2396 nucleotides long. Its product is annotated as enhancer of filamentation 1-like. NCBI's taxonomy places the organism in Eukaryota, Metazoa, Chordata, Actinopteri, Cyprinodontiformes, Fundulidae. The coding region runs from base 95 to 2266 and encodes 723 amino acids. The transcript is spliced from 2 exons. The record is from RefSeq and is a predicted model, not a curated record.
CUAUCGAGACAGACCGCUGUUGAGAGAGUUCGUUCGAGACAUCGAUCUCAGCUGUCAGAAACCGUUUAGAAAAGUGAGAACAUAGAAGUUAGACAUGGAGCAAAAGAGGACUAUCAGCGAAAAGGAAGCCUUUGAAUUAAAACUUUCAUGGGCAGACAUGGUUGACCUCAACAUCCAAGUCGACUAUGAUGCCAUUAUUUUCCCCAUGGAUGACAAUGACGCCAGUGAGCUCCAUCUAACUGAGCCAGAAGAGAGAACAUCUGAUUCUGACAUUCAGGGCGGAAUAACUGAAUCUAUCGAUUUUGAGAUUCCCCCCUCGGUGGAAACCCAGCAGGUUACAUCUCUGUCUGCUGAAUUUGACAUUUCCCCCUCGGUGGAAACCCAGCAGGUAACAUCUCUGUCUGCUGAAUUUGACAUUCCCCCCUCGGUGGAAACCCAGCGGGUAACAUCUCUGUCUGCUGAAUUUGACAUUCCCCCCUCAGUGGAAACCCAGCAGGUUACAUCUCUGUCUGCUGAAUUUGACAUUCCCCCCUCGGUGGAAACCCAGCAGGUAACAUCUCUGUCUGCUGAAUUUGACAUUCCCCCCUCGGUGGAAACCCAGCAGGUAACAUCUCUGUCUGCUGAAUUUGACAUUCCCCCCUCGGUGGAAACCCAGCAGGUUACAUCUCUGUCUGCUGAAUUUGACAUUCCCCCCUCGGUGGAAACCCAGCGGCUAACAUCUCUGUCUGCUGAAUUUGACAUUCCCCCCUCGGUGGAAACCCAGCAGGUAACAUCUCUGUCUGCUGAAUUUGACAUUCCCCCCUCGGUGGAAACCCAGCAGGUAACAUCUCUGUCUGCUGAAUUUGACAUUCCCCCCUCGGUGGAAACCCAGCAGGUUACAUCUCUGUCUGCUGAAUUUGACAUUCCCCCCUCGGUGGAAACCCAGCGGCUAACAUCUCUGUCUGCUGAAUUUGACAUUCCCUCCUCGGUGGAAACCCAGCAGGUUACAUCUUUGUCUGCUGAAUUUGACAUUCCUUCCUCAGUGGAAACUCAGCAGGUAACAAGUCCUUCAAACAGGGAGUGGACACAGACCUCCCCCAGGAGGAAGAGAGUGGCCCGCAAAGCCUCAGCCUUUAAGAGGAACCAUUGCUCAUUUUACAUGGAGCAGGCAACCAAACGUAUCAACAAUCUCAUGCAGCAGGUGGACGACCUUAAAGAUCAGCUGCAAAUGAAAACCUGUUGCCUUCAUGAGGAGAGAGAACAAAGAAUCACAAUUCAGGUUGAAUGCACCUCCUACCUGGAAAAGAUCAGAGAACUGGAAGAAGCUUUAGAAAACGAACGUGACAUGAAAGUCACACGUGAACAGAAAGAGGAGGAGCAGGAAACAUCUGUUGCGCCAGACAUUGAGGCUACAUCACAAUUUAAUGAGGUUCCCAAAGUAACGGACAAUGUGGACGUCCUUAACGAGCUCAAUUUCUUGAGGAGGCAAGCUGAAAGCCGUAACUCCAAGAGCGAAAAACUGGCAGAAGCCUUGGUAGAGGAACGCCAGCUCAGACUGAAAUGUGAGGACAAGCUCAAGACUUACCGUGAACUUGAAACCAAAGUCCAGCAACAGGAGCAAAAAAUCACAUCUAUGCAGAGUCACAUUGUGAAUCUGACAGUGGAGCUGAACCUUGCUUUAAAAGAAAACGACCACAAAGGCUCCUCCCCAAAUAACUCCUUUAAACAAGCUGAGGUCUCCACACCAUCACGGAUCUCAACGUCACCAGAGGUCUCCGUUACACCUGAGGCUUCCACGCCAUCAAAGGACUUCACACAAACACAGGAGUCCGCGCGAACAGGCCGCCGUGCAAACACACCCAUCCGUAAUAUUAAUGUGUCCUGCCACUACAUAAGACGGUACGGUAACAGAGGCGUCCAAGCAAACCCAGGCCUUCAGUCAAAUACAGGCCGCCACCCAGAUGCAGACUUGAAUGCAAACAGAAGAGGUCCUCCUCACAGAGCCCCCCAGGGAAGGCCAGAUCUCCACACAAAUGCAGGUUUUCGCUCAAACCCAGGCCUCUACGCAAACCAGAGCCCAUAUCCAACCCAGGGCCUAUAUGCAAACCCGCGAUGUUACCCAAACCCUGGCCAAAACGCGGGCCUACGUGCAAACCCAGGCCACUACCCAAACCCUGGCCACUACCCAAACCCAGGCCAAAACGCGGGCCUACAUGCAAACCCAGGCUACUACCAUAAUAAAGGCUUCCAUCCAAAGAAGACUUCCACCUUACAGAGGCCCUUUUAGGCUUGAGCAAGCCCAAAACUACAGAACUUGAUAAAGAAAAGAAAUACUGGAAGCCAAAAUAAAGCAAAAUAUUUAAAUAAAACAUAAUCAUAAAAAAAAAAAACUUUUCUAAAAAAAUAAAAAUAAAAAA